Branchiostoma floridae (Florida lancelet) is the source of this 10378-nucleotide messenger RNA. RefSeq names its product disks large homolog 5-like. The record is from RefSeq and is a predicted model, not a curated record. NCBI's taxonomy places the organism in Eukaryota, Metazoa, Chordata, Leptocardii, Amphioxiformes, Branchiostomatidae. Gene Ontology annotation, molecular function: protein binding. Gene Ontology annotation, biological process: regulation of apoptotic process.
CAGACUGCAGCUUGUUUUAGGUAUUUUGAUAGGCAUUUUGUCAGUUUUCUUUUCGUCUGCCAGACUUUCAGAAAUAACUCAGUCUUAAUCUCCAAGCAGAUACAACGGUAGCGUAAGAUGGCAUCAAAGCCAGAGGAGUGAAGCAGGCAUAGGAUUAGGUGUGUAUUUGGCUUUCCUUUUCUCAGUGGAGUGCACUAGUAGUAACGUUAGUAGGUAAAACGGAGAUGUCACAUGCUUGGCUUUCAGGCGACUGUUUACAUUGAACAAGGAGCUUUUAUACAGCUGUAUAAAAGCUCCUUGCUUUCAAGAAAGAAUAACAAAAGCUAUCUGCAGUUAUUCCAUUAAGCGAUAGGCGACGUUCGUACAACAGUGCUCCAGCGGGAUUUGCAGUUUCAUUCAUGGUCAGAGAUUGGUGGUGAUACCAGACAGGUGUGUGAUGAAAUCGUUCUUAGACAGUGUCUUUUGCGUCAUUUAUGUAUAUCUUAAUGGUUCCUUUGACAAUUCUUGCUGCGAAUUCAGUGUUAAGAGGGUUUUGAUCAUCUGGCAGUGUAAAACACUGGCUUGUCCAGGUAAGGCCGCACACCUUGUAAACCACGCCUACCCUAUGACCCUUAACCUCCUCACCUGCAGUAUAAGCUACGUCAGCAUCAGUGAUUGAGCUGAUUAAUGGUAGGGCGGGGCUUUAAUGCCCAUAUUUGGUAGGCGGCUGACCUGAAUUUCCAUAUAUAGGCCGUACCCUAGAAUGAUUGACAGCGAGCAGCUGUUGUCAAUGUAAUGGCGAACUUGGUCAACUGUGACUGGGCCGUGUUUGGGAGUUUGGAGUUCAGUUGAUAUUCCCACAACAUAACAAGAUCGUCGUCCACCAGGCCGUCUGGUCAACAGCUGAAGAUGUAAGCUUCUCGUAGAAGUAUGUUUAGGCUUCCCACACCAUUCUGAUCGUCGCAAAAAAUCAGUAACAAUCGGAAAUGCGAGCAUUUGCAACUUGAGCCUGUUGCGACAUAAUUUUGUUGCAAAAUGGCCGCCACUUUUGUAUCGACGGACCGGCAACACAGCGACUUUGCAAGGCGUCUUCCCGGCUGAGUAGACCAAGAUUUGGAAGCGAAUCAUGGAAGACAAGCACAAGGAACUGUUGCAGCUUCACCGUGCCAAGUUUGUGGAGUGUGUGAAGGUAGAGAGGUUGUGGGAUACUCUCCAAGGGGCGGGGGUACUGACUCCCACAGACGUUUCGGAUAUUCAGAGUUCAGCUCAAGAUGAUGGAGGAAAAGUGGAGAAACUUUUGGACCUCUUGCUUGAGAGGGGCUCCAGCGCCUUCCAGAGUCUGUGUGUGGCCCUGGAGAAGACGUACCCACAUCUGCUGACGGUCAUGUUCCUCGGGAGUAACCAGGGGACUCCUAAUGCAGGCUCUUCUCAGUCAAAUGUUUCGACCUGUACGGAGACAGACUCCGAGACAGAGGAUUCAUCAAAACAACUGGGUCGCAGUGGAAGAUACCAACCCGUGAUGUCCGGAGGGUCCAAAGGGUCCAAGCACAACACCAUGGGGAGCCACCCCGCCCAGAGUGAUGAGAUCACCCUGCUUAGCCUGCAGCUUCAAAAGAUGCAGAGUGAGCGGGACAAUCUCCGCAGGAAGAUCAAAGUGUAUGAGAGCGGCUCCAAACCGUUGAGUAGCCAUGACUACGAGCGGAUCAAUGCACAGUGCUCUGAGGCGAUGGCCGAGCUGGAUUCCUUGAAGCGACAGCACGUGAAUACAGUAGAGAGGUGUGACCAGGCAAUAAAGGAGGCAGACUAUCACAGGAACCUGGAGAACAAACUCAUGCACGAACAGACAGAGUUAAGACACGAGAUGGAGGUUCUGAAACAGCACGAGAUGGAAGCGGUCUCUGACAGGAAUCGCUACCUUCAAGAACUGAGCGAGUUGAAGCGUAUCCGAGAGGAAGAGCAACAGGAGAUGGAGGACUUGCGCAACCAACAGCGGCAGGUCAUUCGGGAAAGUGGCUCCUCCGAGAUCCUGAACCAAAUGUACGACACUGCCGUGAACAAACUGGAUGAUUUAAGGAAAGACUAUGACACCGUGAGGAGACGGUAUGCAGACUUGAUGGCUAAAUACAGUACCUCCAUCAGUCGUCUUGAAAAGGCAGAGGAGGACAAUCGCAGGCUAAAGGCAGAGAAAGAAGCAUUCCAGGACGAGAGGAACGCGGCCAUAAAUGAAAGAAACUGCCUAAAACAGCAAUGUACCGCUGGGAGCGGCUGGAGAGUAUGCUGGAGAAGGAGGCUCGCAUGAAGCAGCUGAUGGCCCAUCACAGCAGGGACUCCGCCAUCGAUGCAGACAGCCAGGAGUGGGAGAUGGAAACUGUGGAGUUCAAGAGAGACAGGAGUGACAUGGACAUGUCGGAGCUGGGGUUUGACAUUGGAGUUGGCAGUGACGACCUCCACAGUCCUAACGACUCCCCCAUCAUCGUCACCAAGGUCAACAAGGGCAGUGUGGUGGACGGUAGACUCAGAGAAAAUGACCGCUUGUUGCAAGUUAACGACGUGCCACUGACCAAUGCAGACCGCAGCACCGCCUUGCAGGCUGUCCGGAACUGCGGCAGGGUCAUCAAUAUGGUUGUUAAAAGAAGACGUCUGUCAAGUGGAAAAUUGUUGCAGCCAGUUCACCUGAACCUCACGGGUGGAAAAGACAUUGGCAUGAGUUUUGAUUCCGGGAUCUUCAUCAGUAACAUUGUUCCUGGUGGAGUGGCAGCAAAGGAGGGCCUGUCUGUGGGAGACAGGAUCAUUAAUAGGAGUCUUACCACUCCAUGCAUGAAAAGCAGGAUUCCUACCACUCCAUGCAUGACCUUUACCCGCCCCCUCCCAUGGUGCAUGACGUGUCCCCGGAUCCUCAUCUCCUCCCCCCACCCGACAACCACCACUCCGCUUCCCGGGACUCCCAGCAUCCUCUGCAUGAGCAGCCUCCGCCACGACCUGAACCUCCCCGUGUCACCAUACACGAUUCUCACCCCGAUUCCCUCCACCCCAGCCUUCUGGACUGCCACCAUGCUUCUAUCCAGGAACCACAGUGUACAGAUUAUGACGCUCCACCACCCUGCCCCCCUCCCCCUCCCGAGUCUGCAUUUGAAAAACCAUUCCAGCCCACUCACGCACAUGCUGCCACCACCAACAUUCUUCCAAGUAAUGUCCCUCGGGAAAAGGUCUCCAAAGUUAGCAGUGGCACCUGGCCCAAGAUACGAGAGCCUACAGACUUUGCUGAGAAACAAUACGUCAACAUUUACAUGAGUGACAGAAGGAAACUGCCUCCCAAAAGGCCAGGUAUUAUCGGUCACUUUUCUCCGCAGGAGUAUAAGCGUGGUGGUCCGCCUACACCGCCAUCAAGAAACUCCUCCGGUUCCUUUAUGGCAAAAUAUAUGCACGCUCACCAGUCGUCUGACUCCUCAAACGCAACGUUAACCCCUCCCACCAGCCCAAACACAUCUUCAGCGACCGUUUCUCCCCGCCAGACACCGCCCCAGUCUACAGUGAAGAAAGUGCUUCCGGACGCUGUCCCUUCAGUACCUAGUAGAGACCAUGUGCCAACAAGCCACUAUGCCACGGCAUCCUUCGACGGAAGUGUGGAUUAUUCCAUUGUUUCUGUGAGAGAUGAUUCUGUCGAGUCAAGACAACGUCAGAGGCCAAAGUCUGCUCCCUCUCAGCGACAGGAACUCACUUAUUACGUUGAUCCUGCAGGACAAACCUUCAAAAGGACUGUUGACGUGUCUCCUCAGGGACACCCUCGCCACCUGGAUGCAAUGCUUUCCCCACGAGUUUCCCCGUCAACAAAGACAAUCAACCCCAGGGUGCCAACGGAUAUCACCAGAUACUUGAAUCCAGGCUCGCAACAGAUGCCGGCUUCAGCGGCCUCCACGGCUGUUGUGCGGAUCAGACCAACUGUUCCUGUCUACAUUGCCAACAGUCGUCCCUCCACAGCCAGCCAGCCCAGGCACCCUCCUCCAGAGUACCAGAAACAGUACAGUUAUCCCAUGGACGAGCGGCGCUCCUCCCACAGUCCUGUAUCGCGCAGGGACUUUCACCCGUCACACGAGCCUUCUCCCAGCUACGACAUCGCCAUCACUCACAGCAGAAUCCACCCAGGCAGACUUCCCCCCGAGAGGCACAGCUUCGAAUCCUUCCAUGACCCCGCAGCCGGCAUCUACACCUCUCCGCCCAACCACCAUUCAAUGGGAAGCCGGGAAUUUGCCGGCAGUAACUCCAGCACCAACACCUUUCCUGCCACCAAGUCUAGCAGAAUCAGCUUCCCCUCCAACUCCAGGACCAUCAGCAACACACGAUGCCGGGUGUCAAAAACGUCCUUGGAAACUGUCCUGAGUCAGUCAGACCUGGGGGACAAGAUUACCAUGCUGGUGCAGUAUGACCCUAAAAAAUAUGAAGGAAAAGUUACAUCCAGCACAACCAGCCUCCCCACAGCCAGUGGGCGGUCCACUCCUAUUGGCACUCCUGCCAGCACCCGCACCAACUCCCCCAUCCCCAGCAGGUCUCUGCAGGAGUUCCCUCAGCCAGACAUGUCUGGCAGGAUGACCACCCCCAGGGCCAGGAGUCUCAGCCCUCCCUCCUACAGUGUUGCGCUAGAAAGGCCCCACAGCUAUCCCAUCAAGGAAAGGGCCUUCGCUUUCCUCAAACGAACAUCUCCUGUUCAAGGAACUGGCCUCUACAUCAGGCAGUUCCCUGUCAUCCCAGAAGAGACAAUCACAACCCCGCCCAGCGAGCCCAGGUUCGUCUUCCUCAAGAAAACUUCCGCUGACCUCGGCAUCAGUCUGGUGGGUGGAAACGCGUGUGGGAUCUUUGUGUCAGAGGUCAAUGGGCCGUCUGGGCUCUUCCCAGCUGACCAAGUCCUCGAGUUUAAUGGCGUAAACUUGCGCCAGGCGACUGCUGAGCAGGCCACCAUGGAACUGAUGAAGCCUGCAGAAAAGGUGACCAUCCUGGCACAGUACAACCUUGCAAAAUUCAAGAAGAUAAAGGACUUGCCAGGAGACGCAUUCUAUAUCAGAGUCUUGUUUGACCGUCUAGCUGAGAACGACGGAGAGCUGACCAUGCGCAAGGAUGACAUUCUUUUUGUAGAGAACACCAUGCCCCAGGGCAUGAUGGGACUAUGGAAAGCAUGGGCCAUCGAUGAAGAGGGUAACAAGAUAGAGUGUGGGCUGAUCCCCAGCAAGACUGCCCUGGAGCAAGAGCUUGCUCGCAAGAAGAGCAUGUCAGAAAUCGCUGGAGAAGAAGAACUGAAGAGUGCGUCUGCACGCCGCAACUCCGCCACGGCUCGCCGCAGUUUCUUCCGCCGGAAGAAGCACCAGAGGAAUAACUCGAAGGAUAGCAGGGAGCUGGGGUCGCUGUCGGACUCCGUCAGCAGCGAAUCGAUCCCAAUCCAAGAAGCCUACGGAAGUCCUUCUCAUGAAAGCCUUCCUUGCAAAUGGCUCAGAAGCAUUCUGGGUAGUCGUGGGGACAUUCCCUCGGCAUCCCUGGUUACUGAAGACUCCUAUGGAAGCCUUGCAUCAUACCAGAGAGUAGAGAGGCUUGACUACCAUGUGCCGCGGCCUUUGGUCCUGCUGGGCCCUGUGUGGGAGGCCGUGGCAGACAAACUGGUACUGGAUAACACAGACAGGUUCACCAAGUGUGUGCCAGAGGUGAUGAAGGUUUCUCCCCAGUCCAUGGAGAAGGGUCUCACCGACAACAUCUUUGUGGAUUUCCGGCGCCGCGGCAGCUCCUUUGAAUGCACCACGGCUGCAGCAGUGAAGGAGAUCUGUGAAAGGAGUCGCCACUCUAUCCUAGACAUAGACAUACUGGCCAUUGAGCGGCUGCACCGCCUGCAGCUAUAUCCCAUAGUACUCUUCAUGAAGUGGAAGGGCGCCAAGCAGAUCAGGGAGACAAAGGACCCCAGAUUCCUGAGGGAGAAGUUGACCAAUAAGCAGGCUCGGGAGAUGUUUGAGGAAGGGCAGAGGCUGGAGCAGGACUUCAGCAGAUACUUCACUGCCAAUAUUGCUGGGGGCUCCCUGACGUCCAUGUGUGAACAGAUCAGGAUCAUUGUGGAUCAAGAACAGAACAAGACUUUGUGGAUCCCAUCAGGCUCUCUCUAAACAUGUCUAGGGCAUGCUGGGUAACUGCCAUAUCAGCAAAGAAUUCUAGGAAAGGUAUCAAGUUGUGACUAAGGCAAAACUUACAGUGUCUUAGUAUAGCAGGCAUGCUGACCCUUUUAUGAUGUUGAAAAGUCACGCAUCAAAAACAUUCAGCAGUUUGUUUCUGGACUAACAAUAAAAAACUAUGACUGCAUGCCCACAGGCACAAGGAGAAGUCCUAACAAGCAUUUUGAAGAUUGAUGAAAGAGUCCUCUUGUUAAAUUCACUAUGAAUGGUAAGGUUUGUCUCUGCUCCUUAGAAUCAGCCUUUACGUAUGUAUAUUUUAUGGCCAUAACUGACACUCUAGGGCUAGAUUCUUUGUGUAAAAAAAAAUAAAACUGUAAGAAAUUACAACUUUGUUAAGAAAUAUUGUUGCUGGCACUGGCUGCUUUGAAAGGAGCAAUACAGAAAUUUAUGUGAUAUUUUAUUCUAAUAUGAAGUAGUUUUAAAUGACGGACAGUACUGAUUGUUGUUCAUGUCACAUUGUGAGUCAGCAGCUCGUGAACUGCGAGUCUGGCUGUCAUACACAAAGAGCCUUUGGCACAAGAAGCAAUUAUAGGCUGGGUUUGAUGACAGACAAUUAUGGAUGAAUGUUGGCAAGGUGACCCUUGGUAACUGUCACCAUGGAUACCAGAUAUUUUAAGAAUAGAGGCUCCUGUAUGGUAAGCGCUCAUAGUUAGUCUUGCUCUAAGCCACUGUUACUUUGAGUCUAUUUGAGAGUGUGCUACAAACACACAUUGUUAUCAAGUUUGUAGCGCUUUACAUCUUCAAAAAAUUAAAAAAGAAAACUUACUUUUAUAGAGAUUCAGAUUGUAAUGCUAUCCACAGACAUUUUUUGCUAUGUACAUUUUGUAAUUUCCUUCCAAUGUGAACCAAGAUGUUAAGAAAUAUUUAAAAGACUAAUUGGAUCCUCGAAAUCAAUUCCAAGUCACUACAAUCAUUUAUUUUGUAGAUUGUUUGGCAUUUUCAGAUGUUUUCUUACACAACUCUGUCUAAAAAUAAGUAAAAUGUUUCUGAGUGAAAACAAUGAGAAGGAUACAGUAUUUGUGUGUGGAACGAAUUGUAUCAGAUGCCCUCAAUUGCACACACAUACCAUCUGUCUCAAAGUGUUGAAUGACUCCCAACAUUUGGCAGGGCUGUGCAGACACCUGAGAAUUUGCUAGUAGAUACUGGCCUGAAUGAAACAUUCCAAAUUGUGGCAGAUGAGGCAAGCCCUUGCAUAGUAUUGCAUACAUGAAUACACAAUGUUUAGUUAACUCAAUUAUAGACUAAUCAAUCAGGUCCUAAUGUUUCAAACCAAUUGAGAAACAUUUUUUUAUGUGUGUCCCUUAAGUGGGGCCCAAAGUUGUUGGAAAUGGCUCAACAAAUUUUCUUUAAAUCUUCCAAAUGUUACAGAAACUGACAAAAAGAGCACUAUUAACUUACUUUAGGGAAUCAAAGUCAAUUGCUAUCCACAAUUCAUUGUAAUCUUAUGUGAUAAUCAUAACUUUGUGAAGGUCCUAUAUUUGCAACAUCUUAAGGACUACAAUGCCAAAAUGUUUGGUAGUAUCAUUUGAACUUUAGCAGUGACUUUUGAAUACCAGUGACUUGGAACUGAUUGUAAAUCAAGGGAAGCAAAAAUGUGUACAACAUGAUGUUCACUUGAGUGAGGAUGUCUUCAGAUGGAAGUAUUGCGCAGGAUUGUGCAGUACAACCUUUUCUGUCCUUUUUGACAAGGGUAUCUCUCUACCCGACCUAGGUCUCUCUGUCCACUGUCCUGUCAGUGUAGUGGUUCAGAUGAAUGCAGCCAAGGGCUGUCUCCAGCUUUUACAUUGUUGUCAGCCCCACUCACUUUUACCCAUGGCAGGCCUUGGAAGGCAUUAACCAUGAUGAUUAAUGGUUUUGCAUUGCAAAGGAAAAGACAAAUUUGAUUCAGUUGGAAUUUGAAAGCCAAUGGUGUUCAUUUUUAGUCUUAAUUCUGUGAUUUUCAGAUGACAAAAAUACAUUUUGUCUGUUUCAUGUCAUGAAUUUCAGAUAUUUUGCACGGACGGGGUAAUUUUUUUUUCAUUCCCAACAAGCAAAUUUCAAUGCUGGAUUGUAGGGACAGGUCUUGGAGACAGCCCUGUCUCUGUCACAGACACAGGUAUUCUUAGACAUGGAGUAUGUAGUAGUUACUAGUAAUGUUAGGGCCAAGUGUGUUUCAAACUUGUUUUGCCACAUCUGGCAUCUCACAUGAAGGUCUAGCCUGGAUGCCAGACCCCCAUGCAAGGCAAUACCAAUCCCUUUGGCUGGGAGAAAAACAUACGUCCUGCUCCCAAAGUUGGCACCGUUCCCCAGUUGACAAGCUGUUGCUUGGGGUCUAACUCGGGUGCCUUUGGAAAAAAAUUCUCAGGUGCAUUUUGGCCCUGGGGCCAAGGAGUUGUCCUGUGCAGGCCCUAGAAACAGUCUGGCAUCCAAGCUAAUGCAGGUCCAUGUAGAGCUGCAGAUGUCAAUCAGAGACAUGUUGCUUGAAACAAGUUCCUGUGCAGAGAGGGAGGAGGCCCCUUCUGCGUGCGCCAAAAAGUGAACAAUGUCACCAUCUUCAUUGUCAUUCAUGUUAACAAACAUUACAACUACAAGUAUUUUAUAGCAAAAACUAAUUACUAUUACCUUGUCAUAAGGAUCCACCAGUAUAUGUAAACUUCACAUUCUUUGAUUUCACCAUUGCAGAAAUCCUCCCCUUUCCCACUUUGUCGCAGGAACAGCACACUACUGUACAUGUACGGGCCUGUGAAGGUGGUAGAUCUACUAGAUGUAACAAGAGUAUCUUGUACAGGCUAAAAUGGAUGUUGAGUCAGACAAGACAAGUUUUUAGAGUUCUUUAUGUCAGGCUAGAAAGUAGUUUUGGCUCACUGUGAUGUAAAGGAAAAUGCGACAAAAGGAAAAUAAUUAUCAUAAAUGUGAAUUUCAGCUAUUGUGUGCAGAAAGUUUGGGGAAAAGUUACCCAAGAAAACAUAAUUUACAAUGUAACAUGGUGGAAAAAUGAACAUAUGAUUGAUAUGAAUGAAAAAAAAUUACCAUUCCUGGAUAAUAACAAACUGAGUAUAUUUGACAGACACUCUCAGACCAACUUCUAGAUUCACAUCAGGUUGUAGUUCUGUCGACUGUUUCUAUUUCAAGGUUAUGAAAUUACACCAGCCAGCAUUUGAAUUGAUUGCCUUCAGAUAUGUUAUCAUUGCUUCGAUACUGAAUACAGUCUGAUUUAUUCCUUGCUCAUGUGCUUACUGCUGUAUGCAAUAUUUCUUGUCUGAUAUGGCCACAAUGGUGUUUUGACCAUAGUUAGGUCUUCAAAACUGGCUUGGAAUAUUAUAUGAAAUAGUCAUCUCAAUGUGUAUCAUAAUGUUUGCAUUGCAUUGAUUGUCUUGUUGCUUCUACUUUGCCUUAGCCAUCAACUGCCUUCUGUGUUGAAAAGAAUUGUUGCAUGUUAAUUUUAAUCUGCACUAACAUUCUGGUGGGUUGUUCACAAUGGAAUGCUCCCAUUACUUGCUAAUCAUUCAACCUUGCGUAAGCCUGGGUACUGGACAUGCACUCUUCCUGUAUACAAAUUUAACUUGUGCAUUGUUAUGUGUCCAUGAAAAACUCACCCUCCAAGUCACCUGCUGUAUAUCUUCAGACCUAUGUAUCAUCUUCCUGACAUAGCUGAAAAAUGUAUCUUACAAAGAAGAGAACCCUGUACACAUAAGGUUGUGCAAGGGGGUUCAAAGUUUUAUUUUUGUAGAUGUCUUUUUAUAGUGUAUGUCCCCCUAUGGAGGAUUUUGGUGUAUCAAAAUCCCCCAAGCUGGAAAGAGUGCAUAUCACAGGUGCCUAGCGAACCUCCCAACACACUAGUGUUGUAGUAAGAAGUUUGGUACUAAUGCCAACUCAAUAAUCCAGCAAGUUAAAGAUCCUAUCUGCAUGGAAAUAGAACGUGCCAUUGAGAUGGGUGAGGUAGCCAUGUUGAAUGAUAUAUAUGUGUAUAGUGGUGAUAUUGAUUAAUACCGCUAGUUCUAACAAUGAAAGCGUGUUUUGAUUGGACUGAUAUGUAUAUAGAGAUGUUCUUGUUUUGUCGCCCUGUGUUUAUGUAGAUCUCUAUUGAGUUUUUGAAUCGAAGAGUAAUGUUACAGUGUGGGUGCCUGAGCGUUUGUUUUGUUGAAUGUGCUGCUGUGACUCGUGAACUGCUUACCAUGCACAAACAAGUGGCAAAUAAAAGUACUUUUGUCAUGAAA